Messenger RNA from Rhodamnia argentea, 1679 nucleotides. RefSeq names its product protein TOO MANY MOUTHS. The transcript has a single exon. Gene Ontology annotation, molecular function: protein binding. Lineage: Eukaryota; Viridiplantae; Streptophyta; Magnoliopsida; Myrtales; Myrtaceae. The coding region runs from base 32 to 1507 and encodes 491 amino acids. The record is from RefSeq and is a predicted model, not a curated record.
AUUUCUUCCUCCCCAGUCCUUCCCAAAAAAGAUGAAACUCCAUCUUAUUUCUCUACCGAAUCUGGUCUCCACGGCCGCAAUCCUCUCUUGCUUAGUACCUCUUGCCGUGCCGUUCACCGUGAUACCCUCCGACUCCGGCCUAGUCGACGGCCCGCAGAACGGGCUGAAGGAUGGGGCCCGGACCGACGCGCGGGAGCAAGAGGCCGUCUACGACAUCAUGCGUGCCACGGGGAACGAGUGGGCUGCGGACAUCGCCGACGUGUGCCGCGGCCGGUGGCACGGCAUAGAAUGCAUGCCCGACAAGGACGACGUGUACCACAUCGUCUCGCUCUCGUUCGGGGCGCUGUCGGAUGACACGGCGUUCCCGACCUGCGACCCGGCCCGGUCUUACGUCUCGCCGUCCGUGACCAAGCUCCCUCACAUCAGGACCUUGUUCUUUUACCGUUGCUUCAGCCAUAAUCCCCAGCCAAUCCCAGCAUUCCUGGGCCGACUUGGCUCCACAUUGCAAACUUUGGUGCUCCGAGAAAAUGGGCAUGUGGGUCCAAUUCCUAGCGAAAUUGGGAACUUAACCCGCCUGAGGGUCCUUGAUCUUCACAAGAACAACCUCAAUGGUUCGAUACCGGGUUCCUUGGGUCGGGUCACCGGUUUAAGGUCGCUUGACUUGAGCGGAAAUAGACUGACCGGGUUGAUACCGGGCUUCGGCUUCCCGUCCUUGAGUGUCCUGGAUCUGAACCAGAACCUCUUAACUGGUCCAAUCCCAUCAUCCCUAGGAACAUGGCCCUCACUGAUCAAAAUUGACCUCAGCCACAACCGUCUCACCGGUCCGAUCCCAGAGUCGAUUAACCAUCUCCGAGACCUCAUUUUGUUGGACUUGAGCUACAAUCGCCUUUCGGGUCCAUUCCCCGAGUCGUUCAAGGACAUGACUUCUCUCGAAGCGCUCAUACUGAAAGGAAACCCGACGGAAGCCGCAGCCAUACCAAACGACGCCUUCGAUGGUAUGAACGCUCUAACCAUUCUAGCACUGUCGAACAUGAACCUGCAUGGACCUAUCCCCGAAUCACUAGGCCGGCUGCCGAGCCUGCGCGUGCUCCACCUCGAUCGGAACCACCUGAAUGGCUCGAUACCGGAGAGCUUUCGGAAGUUGAGGAGCAUCGCGGAGUUGAGGCUGAACGACAACCAAUUGACGGGGCCAAUCCCACUGGGGAGAGAGACGGUCUGGAGGAUGAGGAGGAAACUGAGGCUCUACAAUAACUCAGGACUCUGCUACGAUGCGGGCGGUGGCUUUGAAGAUAGUUCGGAGUCUUUUUACGAUUCAGGCAUUGGCUUGUGCGAUGCCACAGCAAGAAGCGGGUCGGCAAGAACCGUGCGACAUACGUCCGAAGGAAACGACGGGGACGCGACAAGAGCAGUUCGGGCGUCAUCAUCUGUCGAAGCGCACCGUCGUUCUCUUCUGGUUUUGCCUCAGUUGUUGGUGACUUUGAUUGUACUUACUCCACUUCCGUCGUAGAUAGAGGAAUGUUUUGAGCCUGUAUAAUCCGCCGUCACACUAUUUUCAACCGUUUUAUGAAGAUGAAGACUGUUUGAGUGUUCCUUAAGCAGAAACAUCUACGAAUGAUGUAGUUUCCGAUUUUGAAUUUUGGUCUCCGAGAUGACAAUGAAAUCAUACGAGAUUUUUCUUU